GUGUUUUUUUUUUAUAAUUCCAGUGGAUCUGUUCCGUAAAGUUUUGAAUGUUCUAUUUUAUAUUUAUUAUUAAGACAGUUCUUCUCAAUAACACGGAUAGUUUUAUCAAAAAUAACUAGUAUCGAUUAUGGCAUCGAAUGGAGAUGGUGAUUCUUUUCCUGCGAACGUAACAAUUUUGCAAUACUUGUUGGAAAAUGAGACAACUGCGAAAACCACGGGCGUUGGUUCGAAUGCAAAAGAGCUCAAUGUUCCGGCGGAUCGGACAGAAAACGGAAGUAAACAGCCGGAUCCAGAACCCAUUACGGUUUAUGAAUGCCGUAAGACCGGUUGUGACAAACACUACUUGCAAUUGGAACAUCUCAAGGCACAUGAAAAAAUCCAUUCGGGUGAUUUGGUGUGCAAAUGGGAACAAUAUCCUGAGGAACAUAAACAAGAGAUUGCCGGAGGAAGUGGACUGAAAUUUCUGUUGCAAAAUGAAAACCUAGAAUUAGUAUACGAGCACGAUGAAACAGAAUCAGAAAACGAUGAUCAACAAUUGGAUGAAUCCGAUCGGUACUCUGGAUCCAACGAUGAAAUAGAAGAGAUGGAAUGUCUGCCAGAAAUUCCUACAGACGAUGAAGCCGAAAUGUCGGAUGCUAACGACCAAUAUCAGCAAAGCACUGAUGAAGGAGAAAAACACGUGAUACAUGUAUUUGACACGGAUAUCAAUUUAGAAGAGAACUUCAUAAUCCUGGAAGAAGACCCUGAUGAGUACGUGCAAAUAAACACAAAUCAAGAUCAGCCUAUGCGAACCACGUCAACCAAGGCUCGCAAGUAUAACUGCCCAUGGGAGGGAUGUGGGAAAUCGUAUACAAAAUCUUCGCAUGUAACCGCCCACCUCCGAGUUCAUACCGGUGAGUUGCCAUUUGUUUGCACUUGGGAAGGCUGUGAUGGUCGGUUUGCUCGAGCGGAAACUCUCACCAGACACUUUCGGAAGCACUCAGGAGAGCGCAAUUUCGUUUGUCCUGUUUGCAAUGCAUCAUUUUUGCGUAAAGAUCACCUACGUGGCCAUAUGAAACGACACAAUAUCGAUCGUUUCGUGAUUGAAAAAGUGAUCAAAAGCCCUGAGAAAUCGAAACCGCCUACAUCACUGAAGCUCUCAGCCAUUUCAUCCAGACAAGCUUGUAAGCCCAAGCGAAAACGAAAGCCAUCGACACCUGCUGCAGCUUCGACCCGGAAUCACGUUUGUACGUACCCUGACUGUAAGAAAAGCUACACAAGAGCCAGUCAUUUGAAGGCCCAUGAGAUUUUACACGGCGAAGUUCUUCCUUUUCGAUGCCCUUGGGAGGAUUGCGGACGUUCCUUUGCCCGAUCGUUCGAGUUGUCGCGGCACAGGAGGCAACACACGGGGGAAAAGAAAUUUGUUUGCCACAUUUGCCAGCAGGCGUUCAUGCGGAGUGACCAUCUUUCGAUGCAUGUUAAGAGGCAUAGUUUUAGGGCGCAUAAAGACGACCAGUAAAACCAUUAGAGAUAAUCAACAAACGACUGAAAUAUGUACAUAUUGACCUAUAAACGUAAACGUAAUAAAAAUACCAA
This is a messenger RNA of Ochlerotatus camptorhynchus, 1575 nucleotides long. Its product is annotated as zinc finger protein 675-like. The transcript is spliced from 2 exons. NCBI's taxonomy places the organism in Eukaryota, Metazoa, Arthropoda, Insecta, Diptera, Culicidae. Gene Ontology annotation, biological process: regulation of transcription by RNA polymerase II. The record is from RefSeq and is a predicted model, not a curated record. The coding region runs from base 128 to 1498 and encodes 456 amino acids. Gene Ontology annotation, molecular function: DNA-binding transcription factor activity, RNA polymerase II-specific; RNA polymerase II cis-regulatory region sequence-specific DNA binding.